CUAACUAUAGUCGGCUGGAUUCCAGUGCUAUAAUUUACUAAUUGAGUUCGUUGCUAGAUGUGUCGGAAUGUUGCUGCUACAGCUUAUGGUGGUCAGUUUAUGUUUGGCGUCCAAAACUGUUGCCGAAUCAUGUGGAAACAAACAAAUCAACGUCAAAACAACACGCGAAGAAAAUGGCAGUAGUGCAACUCCUGGUUCCUGGCCAUGGCAUGGAGCUCUCCUCAGAAGGGGAAGACCGACUUCCGUUUAUGUUUGUGGGAUAACGAUAGUUUCAAAGGAUGCCAUCGUUACGGCAGCGCAUUGUAUUUACAAUCCUUCGUCUAGGAGUAAAUUUGCUGCCGGAAAUUUCUACAUCAAGAUCGGAGAGACUAAUUUGAAAAAUCCCGGCAAAGAAACACAAGAGCAUAAUGUGAGUGAAAUCAUUGAACACCCGCGAUACGAUCAUGGGUCGGGCAAGAACGAUCUCGCAAUUUUGAAACUGAGAACGUCGAUCAAUUUUACGCCCUACAUCCAGCCGAUUUGUUUAUGGCGUGGAAAUUCUACACUAUCGAAGCAACCGAACCAGUUAGCUGCGAUCGUUGGCUGGAGUCGAAGUCAGGUAUCGGAAAUUCCGAAAGAUCUCACGGUCACCUUUACUUCGGUUGUUUCGAAUGAUGUUUGCCUAAAGCAAAGCACAAGGUCGUUCCAAAGUAUAUUUCACGAAAAUCGAACGUUCUGUGCGAAUCAUCCUAACAAAACCGGAUUCAAUUCUGGAGACAGUGGCAAUGGAUUGUACGUUAGGGUUGAUGGAGUUUGGAAUUUAAGAGGUAUCGUCGCUGCGGCAAAGUAUGAUCCCAGUAAAUUGUAUGUUGGAACCAAAGAUUUCGCUAUACUUACCAAUGUGGAGUUCUUUACCCAUUGGAUUUCGUCAAAAAUUUCUCUACCCAAACCUGCCAACAAAAAUAAUUUAUUGCAAUUGGCUAGGUGUGGAAUCGCUCAACGACUGCCCGAUAAUCGAUUCCAGUAUCCCUGGUUGAGUGUUCUGAACUAUCAGAGAAACUACUCAGUGGUUGAUAAAACACGACCAUGUGGGGCCAUUCUGAUACAUCCAAGUUUUCUGCUUACUUCCGGUUCCUGUAUUAACACCGAAAUCAAUUACUACCAACCAAACUUACGUAAUGGUACCACGGUUUUUGGUAAAGACAACAAAAAUAUCAUACCCGUAAAGGAAGUUUUCAAGCAUCCGCAAUAUGAUAGUCGUAAAAAGGUGAAUUACAUCGCUCUGGUCAAACUCGAAUCUCCCGCACCUUACAUACCAAUCUGCCUGUCACCAUUUUCCUCGAGAUAUCCCCCGAAUGAGCGACUGGAGGUUCCGUUCCUACAGCUGCGUCAGAACCAGAUACACCUAGACGUUCUAAACGCUUCUGUAGUCGACUGUAGCCGGGACUACGGCAACAGAUAUCCGGAUGCAAGUGCCAAUGGCAUCCGGUGCGUUGCUUAUCAACCGGUCGAGGAACGGGAGUGUGGCUAUAAGGAAUUUCUACUCAGUUCUCCGAUCCAGACCUUACACCGUGACAAAUACUACGGUCUAGCUGUUUCUAGCUUCGGUCCCCGUUGUCUCACCUCGUCCGUUUCAGAAGGUUACACCGAUCUGAUGAUGCAUCUGAACUGGAUCGCGAAAACCAUCAAAGAAAACAGCUAGGGCAUUAGACUGUUAAAAGGUGUAACGACCAAAAAGUGAUUAAAGUACCCAAGCAACCAAAAAUCCCAUAAAACAGGUACAAAAACGUUUACUCAGCCCCAUCACUGAUAUGCAGUACGUUCUAUGCAGCUCAAAAUUUUAGUUCUUAUUGAUACUUUCAAGUUCCAAAACAAGUCUUAAUGAUCUUCUAUUCAGCUUCCAGCGGCCUCUUAAUUCAGCUUCCAAAAAAUCGCAAAAUGAGCAAAAAAUCUCUCUCUUUCUCAACUGAACCGUUGGCUUCGGUUCAUAUCACCUUCUCUUGAUUUUUUACUGUGUUCUGUACUGGUGCCGCCAUGAUGCCCCGCACCGGAUUUCAAACUCGACAAAUUGAUCAAAGGCUUCUUUCCUAGAUUUCCUACAUAUAUCGCAUCAUAACUCAAGUACAAAAUUACUUAUUGGAAAAAAUAACUUGCCCGGCUUGGUGAUCGAACCCCGACCUUCGUGGUGAGAAUCGAACACGCUACCACGAGACCACGCCUAGAUGUUGUUCUAACUGAAACUAAAACUCGAAGAGGUGAUUUGAUUUUGAAAGCACAUCAACGCACUUUUUGUGACUUAUCAAAUCCCGUUUGAGCACUUUUUUGUGCCCUUUAUGUGACUUAAGUCCCGUAUAACGUACGUAUAGAUCACUUUUGCAACUUUCAAAUUCAUUAAUGAGUACAUAAAGUUCACUAAAGGGAAUUGGGCAGUUGAUUCUCUUUGUCAGCCAAUAUGUAACUUUCAAUGCCUUCAUUCAGGUAAAUAUGUGACUUUUGGUUGCUUGGGUAAUCCUUCUUCUCCUUAGGUACGAAUUGGACUCUUUUUUUUUGCCGCAUUCGCCAAAUCCGAUUGAAAUAGCACAGAACUUCUCAGGAUUCGUUAGGAGUGGUUUUUUGAGCCACUCGUUGACCUAAACUUUCUAGUAAACCAGAUAAUUUCUUGCGAAUUUCGACAACUUCAUGUUUUAAAAUAUCACAGGGAAAAAGUAUAGUUUUUUCAACAAUAUUCAUCAUAUGUUCAACUGUAUUUAUGAUUGAUUCUUUACCAUAGAUAUAAUAGAUUUUCUGGUUGAUAUUUUGCGUUCAGCUAUACAUGUAAUAGACUCAACUACAGUUGUAUGAUUGUUUUAAUGCAUUCAACUAUAAAUAUAAUAGAUUUAACUAUAUCAGUAUGAUUGCAUACAUACAU
Messenger RNA from Uranotaenia lowii, 2887 nucleotides. Its product is annotated as serine protease 41-like. The transcript is spliced from 3 exons. Gene Ontology annotation, biological process: proteolysis. The record is from RefSeq and is a predicted model, not a curated record. Lineage: Eukaryota; Metazoa; Arthropoda; Insecta; Diptera; Culicidae. Gene Ontology annotation, molecular function: serine-type endopeptidase activity. The coding region runs from base 68 to 1681 and encodes 537 amino acids.